AUGUUCAUAAGAACUUGUUCUCCAACCUCAAUGUCAUGUUCACCUUCUACCAGAAGAACACUUUCACCAACUCAAAUAUCAUGUUCACCUACCAGAAUAUCAGCUUCGCCAGCUCAAAGAUCAUGUGAAGAACAAAUCACGAUUAAUUUAGAAAUCAGAAAGAUCCUUCGUGGAGCUGCUGAGGUAGGAGAACAACUCUUUCAUGUGAAAAUCAAAAGGAAGCGUUGGUAUGAUGAUAAUCAUGUCGAUAACGUACAAACUGGAAAUAGAAGCCAAUCAAAUAAACACAAUCAACAAACUUCACCCGGACAAAAAUUUUCAGUGUCUUUAAAGUGUACAGCUGAUCAGCAAACUUGUCAACAAGUUCAAGGCAGUUUCGAUGCUGCUGGAAAAUUUAUAACAAAUACUUUUAUUUUGAAUACAAUCACUGUGAAUGCUAGUUUUAUAUCAUUUUGUGAGGGACAACCUAAUUGUUCACAAGAUAAUAUUUUAGAUGAUGACGGGAUACAAAGAUUGUACCCACAAGCAUUAGUAAAGCAAUUUAAUUAUGAAACACAUCCAGAGUAUGGACAAUUUGAUAUUAUAGCAUUAUUUAAUUCAGAUGCUGCAUGGUGGUUUUCAUCAUCACCAUCUGCACCGAUAAAUUCAACUCAAUACGACUUUUUAUAUACUUUAAUACAUGAAUUGUUUCAUGGGUUAGGGUUUGGUUCUUCGUGGGAUGAACAUUAUUCUGGUAUAUUAACUCCAGUUCCCGGACCAAAUCCUUUAACAGCCAAUGGAUCAUCAACAUCAACAUCAGUAGAUUUAAAUGAUAAUGAUUAUAUCAAAUUUUAUGAAUGGGCUUUUGACAAAUAUAUAAAACUCUUGAAAGAUGGAACAAAUCUUACCACGUAUGCUCAAGAAAUAAAUAAAUUUUUCACUGGUGAAUAUACAAACAUUACGGGAUCACAGUUCGAAUCUAAAUUUAAAGGCUCACCUCAAUACAAUAUCGCAAAGAACAUGGAUCUAUUGGCUGUAACAGCAAACUCACUUGGCUUUAUUCCUACCAUUAAUUUUACAAAUGUAAAUGAUUCAGCAGUGAUAUUAGAAACUUCAUUAAUACCUUACAGAGUCGGUUCUAGUAUAAGCCAUGUAGACAAAAAAUUGUAUGCAAAUACUUCUGAUUUUUUAAUGAAAUAUGAUUCUGAGACAGGUGUUUCUUUGGAUCAAUUGGUUUCAAGAGGCGGGAAUUAUUCUGGUGGACCAAUUGGACCAAAAUUAAAAUUGGUUAUGGAAACUUUGGGGUAUGCUACACUAGAAAAUCCAAAUCCUUACAAACCUCAGAUAAUUCCUUCAAAUAAAAAUAAUAAUAGUAAUAAUAAUAACAGUGAUAAUAACCAAAAUCCUGAUAAAAAAUCUUUGGAAAAUAGCAUUAUAUUUAAUAAUAAAAAUAAUAAAUCAAGAUUAACUGAUUUUGUCGAAAGACCAGACUAUGGUACUAAAGGAAGAGCAAUAAAUGUCAGAACAAACUUUUUCAGAAUUACCUCUUUACCAGAAUCGAAUAUCAUUCACUACGAUGUUACAAUUUCACCAGACGUACCACCUGUGAUAAAUAGAAAAGUAUAUGAAGAAUUUGAAGCACUCCAUAGAAAUGAAGCCUUAGGUGGAAUAAAACCAGUUUUUGAUGGUCGUAAAAAUGUUUUUUCGCCAAGACCUUUAGCCUUACAUGAAGAUGCAGGAACUUUUGAUGUAACUAUUCCUGAAGAUGAUAGUAUUACAACUAGCAAACGUCCUCCUCGAAUUUUCAAAAUUAAAAUAAGGAAAGUAGGCGUCAUCAAUAUGGAUGAACUCAUUCAAUAUACAGAAAGAAAAGGUCGUCUAACUCCUAGUGUUUUGACUGCAUUGAUGGCACUUGAUGUUCUUAUCAGGCAUCAACCUUCUAUGAAAUAUAUCACCGUUGGUCGAUCAUUUUUCACACCUACUGAAGCUACACCUCUUUUUGGAGGUUUGGAAGUUUGGAGAGGCUUUUAUCAAUCUGCUAAGCCUGGCCAAAAUAGAAUGUUUAUCAAUAUUGAUCUUAGUGCAACUGCUUUUUAUGAAUCAUGUCCAUUAAUUGUAAUGGUUACAAAGAUUUUGGGCCGUCGUAACCCUGAAGAUCUUAGAAGAGGAAUGAAUGAUAAAGACCAUCAGAGACUUGAGAGAGCACUCAAAGGCUUAAAAAUACGCGUUGUUCAUCGUGGUGAUACUACUGCCAAAAGAAAAUUUAAAAUCAAAGGAAUUACCCCCACUCCUGCAGACAGAACAGUCUUUAAUAGCGCCGAAGGUCAAAUGAAUGUUGCAACAUAUUUCGCCAACACAUACGGUCGUCGUCUUAAUCAACCUUUUCUUCCUUGUGUUGUUGUGAGAAACGACGUGUUCCUUCCAAUGGAAGUUUGUGAAAUUGUCGAGAAUCAAAGAUUUUUACGAAAAUUAAAUGACAAGCAAACUGCUGAUAUGAUUAAAUUUACCUGUUUACAACCACAUGUCCGUGCAAAUAAGAUUUUAAACGGAAUAACUUUGCUUAAUUACCGAGACAAUGAAUAUUUAAGACAAUUUGGCCUUAGGGUUAAUGGUGAAAUGGAAGUGGUACCUAGAAUUUUACCAACGCCAACCGUUCAAUAUCAUGCUUCAUCCCGAGAAUCUAAUUUCCAACCAAGAGAUGGUGUUUGGAACUUAAGAGAUAAAAAAGUUGCAACUGGUUCUACAUUAGGUUCCUGGUCUGUGGUUGUGUUUAGUUCUGAACGUGAUCUUCCACUUUUAUCCAUUAAAGCAUUUAUUAGAGAACUUGUCGUGACAUGUCAAAACACUGGAAUGAAAAUUCCAAAUGUAAAUCCUCCGGUGGUUCACGCAAAUCCUCAAGGAGACAUAGAAGGAACACUGAAACAAGCAUGGCUUCGUGCUGGUAACCAUGCUAAAGCUCAGCCGCAGCUAAUAUUAUGUGUUUUACCAAACACGGGUGUUGAUUUAUAUGCAGAAAUAAAGCGAGUAUCCGAUACAGUUAUUGGCGUUGUAACACAGUGUGUUCAAGGACGUAAUACGCUGUCACCAAAAAAACAAUACUGUGCAAAUGUUUGUCUCAAGAUGAAUGUCAAACUUGGUGGAAUGAACUCCUUUUUAGAUCCCAAUGAAAUCCCAUUUAUUAGUGAAGUACCGACAAUUCUGAUGGGAUCGACAAAUAAACCAUCUAUUGCUGCAUUAUGUGCAUCUAUGGAUGCCAAGGCAUCAAGAUACGCUGCUUCGAUUAGAGUCCAGAGUGGCAGAACUGACAUUAUUGCUGACUUGUCAAGUAUGGUGAAAGAGUUAUUGAAAACAUUUUAUCAAACAUGUGGUAGAAAACCAGAUAGAAUAUUAUUUUAUCGAGAUGGUAUUUCUGAAAGUCAAUUUUCCAAAGUUUUGAAGGAAGAAAUAAAUUCCGUUAAAGGUAUAUAUGUGUCACUCCAAGCUGAUUAUUCACCAAAGAUCACCUUCGUAGUUGUUCAAAAACGUCAUCAUACUCGAUUUUUUGCAAUGGAUAAGAAAGAUGCUGAUAAUACUGGCAAUUGUUUGCCAGGAAUAGUCGUGGAGCGUGAUAUCACAAGUCCCGUUCCACCAGUAUAUUAUGCCCAUUUAGUAUGUAAUCGAGCACGUUUCCAUUCUCGUGCACAAUGGAGUGACACUGAAUCAUCUGAAAGUGGAGGUAUCGCUUCAACGUUUAGUGUUGUCAAACCCGAAUUACAAAAGGGAUAG
Molecule: messenger RNA, 3744 nt
Organism: Entrophospora sp. SA101
Lineage: Eukaryota; Fungi; Glomeromycota; Glomeromycetes; Entrophosporales; Entrophosporaceae
Source: the annotation of a GenBank genome assembly